UUCGCGUGGAGUCGCUCACCAUUUUCACAAGUGUACAAUACCUACCCUAGCAACAUGGAGCACGCAGCAGAGAGCGAUGAAGACAUGGUCUCCUCACUGAGGGAGCUUCUCUGGGGGCUAGACGCACGGACCGGCAUGCGAACCACAGAUGCCCUGCUCCGCCUGGAGGAGACCGAUGACAACUUUCACAAGUAUGAAUUUGUGAAGCAGCUCAAAGCUCAGCUGGAGCGCUCUCUUGGCCGGGUCAUCGAUGACGAGAUUGAGAGGAGCUCCGUAGGCACGGGCGUCGGCUUGUCCAGUGAGCAGGAGACACUGGUGCAGCGGGUGGCUCAGCGAGUAACCAACUCUGACGCUUAUGCAGAGCUGGAGCAGAGCCUAAAGGUGCGCAUACUGGCGGCUGUGGACGUUCUUCUGGGAGGCAUGGAGGAGGAAAAGCACUCCCGGCGGCCAGGGCAAAGUGACUCAGUGCGCCGCUCUAGCAACAGCGAGAGCUUUUCAUUUGAUAACAGCUCUGACAGCGACUCAUCGUUCAACCAGGGAGCAUUCAUGUUCAUGAAUCAGGAGCAAUUCUACAGGAUUGCUGAGAACUUGGACUCAAGGCAGCCACUCGAGGUGCGCAGGGACGCACUUCAUGCCCUGUACUCGCUGCCCCCGUCGGACGUUCUGGCCAGUGAGAGCUGGAGCUCACUGCGCAAGGGACUCAUGGAUGCUCUCGGAGAUGCUGACCCCACUCUGAGCGACAAGAGCUUGCGUUUGCACGCAAAAAUGUUCACCGCCUCUUCACCGCACGUCACCAAGGAAAUCUAUACCAGCCUGGCAGAACACUUGGAGAAUGAGUUUAAUUCCCAGAUGGGCAGUCUUGGCAGCUUCUCUGGAGGGUUGGACGUUACCAAUGCUAACACGGAACAUCUGCUUAAGAAGAUACGAUUGCUGAAUGACUUUCAAAAAGAGGUGCCAUCGUUUUGGAUCCGUUCACCUGAAAAAUUAAUGGAGGAGAUUGUGGAAAGCACCCUGUCAUUCCUCGCCUGCUCAUCAGACCGCCCACAGAGAGAGGACACCACUCACAACAUCAUCCAUCCCAUUUGCCUGCUGUCAUUAUUGGACCCGAAAGCAGCCUGGUUCAAACUCUGGAUGCAUGGCUACUACAGCAGGACAGUGGUUCUUCGGCUGUUGGAGACCAAAUACAUCUCACUGAUUAAGGAUGCUGUGCAGCAGUGUUACAGCUACAGGCAGGCAUUGCAGAGCUGCCAGGAUGGGACAGAGGAGAUGAGAGCAAGCCUACAGCAGCAGACCAUUCAUAGCGGGCGAAGAACAACAUACACGCGGGCCGAGCUGCUGUACCUGCACUUUGUGCACUCGCUGUGCAUGCUGGGACGGCUGCUGAUGUACGCCCAUGGACGCAAACUUUUCCCGCUCAUCAUUGCAAAUCGCAAAGAACCAGUUUCCCUGUCAGACGUGAUGGUGCUGUGUGUCGAGCUCAUGUGCAUGCAUGGCGGAGCACCCAGGCAAUUCAAGAAACAGUCGGGAACGCGUUCUGACGUGUAUGACCCUGGCACGCUGGCGCUUGGGGUCCUGAGAAUGCUGUGCGAGGGCAAGGAGAGUGCCACCGAUUGCCUCUACAAUGACGCCGUGGUGCACGCCCUUACACUGCCGAUCUCCGCCUGCCUGGAAGGCAGAAUGAGCGGCGCCAACAAAGAAUCGACGCUGCUGCACGUGGCCGACAUUCUUGCUCGUGUGGCCUCCACGGAUCGCGGCCUCUCAUUGCUGCUGUGGGGGGAGGGCAAGCAGAGCGCCCAGGCUGGCAGGUCAUCUCCCGCGCACGUGAUCGUCGAGUUCUGCAAGCGCACGCUGGACGGACCCCUGGUCACACCCGCGGGCCCCGUGCAGCUGUCUUGGGCCGUGAUCGGAGCAUUUGUGUUCGUCUGUCGCCAACUCUACAACACGGCCGAGGGGCUCCAGGUGCUGCAGCCAUACCGUCUGCACGAUUGCCUGGCACACGCCUGGAGGGAGGCGAGCAGUGCAGUAGAGAGGGCUCCUACUCCAGUGUCUGGUGAAGACAACUGUAUGCCCUCAUCCAGCCAAGACACACAGGCAUUGCUAGCAUGGGAGGAAACUCUGCUAGAUAACCUGCUGAAUUUUGCCGCGACCCCUCGGGGGCUCCUGCUGCUGCAGCAGACCGGAGCCAUUGGCCAGUGCGUUGCAUACAUGUUCAGCCGCUACACAAGCAAGCUGCAGGUGCCAAGUGCUGAGAAGUUUGGCUAUGGAGUAAUGGUCACACAGGUGUCAGCCACUGCUCCAGGCAUUGCUGCUGUUAACAACUCUGGCUACACGAGGACUCUGGUCACGGAGCUGUGGGCCGUGCUGGAGUGUGGCCGGGAUGACGUACGUGUGCUCGCGCCGCGCCCCACCGCCCUCGACCCCAUCGACCGCAGCUGCCACAAGUUUUUCCUGGGGCUGGUGAAUUUGCUGUCCUCGUAUUACGCUGUGCGUGAGCUGCUUGGUGGGAAGAUGCUGCCCAACAAGGAAGAAUAUUCCCUGCGCGAAAUCCCUACCUCCAUUGUAGACAUUGUAGACCGACUGAUUCUGGUCAACUCCAAAGCAAAGAUACACUCCUUGUUCAACUAUGAGCAAUCGCACACCUUUGGACUAAGGCUGCUCAGUGUGCUGUGCUGCGGUCUGGACACGCUACUACUGCUGGAGAGCCAGUACCACGUAUCUCAAGCGCUGCUCGCAUGUCAAGUUGAGAAUGCGCUGGACAGCGGAGAGUUUAUAAUAGAUGGGCUGUCACUGGAGAGGAAUCAUGUGCUGGUGCAGAUGUACACCGUGGGUGGGCCAUCAGAGAGACUUCUGCCACCUCACACUCUCCUGCAGAAUGAAGACCCUUACCCCUGGCCUCUGUUCUCCUCCUACCCGGUCCCACAAGUCUACAUGCCUGAGACAAAACCCUGCUCUUACUCAAAGGAAGAGACUGAGCUAUCCAAGUUUCUGUCAAAGGGCAAUGGAGUACACAAAGACUGGCUCGCAAGCUGCCAGCGCUUGCUCUGCAAUGCCCUGGCAGUAAAAUCUUACAACCUGAGCACAAGCGUUGUGGUGGAUGUGGUGGAAAGGGUCGUGUGUGCCAUGGAGGGAGAUGUCACAGAGCAGGCCUUCAAAUUGCCUGAAUACACUGUAAACGAUGCAAAUGUCAAGACUCACUCCCUGUCUGACGUCCAACAACUUGGCGUGAAGAUGGUGGUCCGGUAUGGAAGGCAUCUAAAGUUGCUCAAGCCAAAACAGUCUUCAGUCGAAAAUCUGAGCUUCCUGUUGAAGCACAGCAAGGCUUUCCUGCAGCUGCAGCAGAAGAAGCUUGACCCAUCCUCUUAUUCCCUGCAGGGGGCGAGGCAAGACCACGAUUGGUUUGUCUCCUCCGUGUUCCUCAUGACUGGGGGAGACCGUGAGCGGAGCUGGCAGCUGCUUCGCCGCCUCUCUGGUCUGCUGGUGUCCGCCUUGCUGUGGCCGGCACGCCUGCAUGCGUCUGUUCACCUGGCUGAACAGACGGCACUAUCUGGAGUGCACCCUCUGUACUCCUGCACCUGCCACUGGGUGGAGUCCAUCCUCAAAUCAGAGCUGCCUCUUAUCUUCUCUGCAUUUCGCAUGUCUGGGUACACUCCCUCGCAGAUUUGCCAACAUUGGUUGAGCCAGUGUUUCUGGAACUACCUGGACUGGGCUGAGGUGUGCGCGUACGUGGCCGUGUGCGUGGCGCUGGGGCCCGACUACCAGCUCUAUACUUGCCUGGCCGUGCUGAGGCACCUGGAGCCUCGCAUCCUGCAGCACACGCAGAGCCAAGACCUACAGAUCUUUCUCAGGGAGGAGCCCAUUCAUGGGUUUCAGCUUGGAGAGCACCUGAGCUACAUGAAGAGCCUUGCGAAGACCUACAGGGACACAGUCCUCUCCGAGAUGAACAUCAGCAGCAGCAUCUGAUAGGAGAGACAGCUGCUAAGGUAGAGAACAUUCGAGGAAAUGGGGGCUUCGCUCGCUCGAGUUGGGACCAGUCGUCAGUAGCGGCCUGCCAUUAAGGGGGCUGGUGGACCCAGCUCAUAUCACAUAAAAAAAAUAUAUUUGAACAUCUACAUUAUCAAGAUUAUAAACAGCAUUCACCUCCUUCCCUCUCCAUUCUUCCUUACGCUACAUCCCACACCCCCAUGGGGUUCCGUGCCCCACCAAUACAUUUACACACCGGCCACUAUUGAAUUGCGUACUGACAAAGACAAAAGAUUCCCCGUUUAGCCUUAACAGACUGUUGGGGCAAGUACUGUUAACGAGCACCUAUGAAGGCCGGCACAAUGCACGAGGGGGUGGGUGGCCAGCACCACUCCCGACCAAAUGUCUCCCCAGUGGAGAUGCUUACACACUGCACCAGGUACUCAUUUCAGGCGGAGUCAACCUAGGGGAGGCCCAGGACCUGUUCAGAUAAUCGUCACUGGUGUUGGCCGUGAGCGGUAAUCGAACAUGGGUCACCGGGUUUAUAAUGCAGCGCACUAACUGCUACGCUUCCGCUCCCCACGCAUAUACACACACACAGGCAGGCGUGCCUUGUGUGGUGGUACACACCUGUAAUCAAUAGCCUGUUUGCUGCUUGUCGCAGAGGUUCACGGGGAGAAUCCAGCGGCCACCCCUGAAUAGCACUGCAGGUGUAUUAACCAUAACAAUACAAUGCGCAGUAUGCUUCAGUGUGGAAGCUAAAUAUCCCCAUAUGUUAUUCGCAAUGAUAGGCCAUUGUGUACCGGCAGCAGCAGGGUCCAAAUUUGCCAAAUUGGAAAAUUACACUGCAAUUACACGCAGCAAUCAUCGCCCUCCUACUGGUAGACUAAUGCCCCAGGUCGAUCUUGCGAAUGAGAUGCAUCCGGCUGUCGUGAGUUCCUCACCUGGUAUAACAAAACAAACUUGAAACUGGGGAGGCAGGAUCAUUAAAAUGUGGUGCUUGUGGAGAUGUUCUCCGACAGGGCAAUGUGUCAAGAUGUAGCACAGAACGUGUUUUUUUGAAGUUUAGGACCUAUUUGUGUAGAGCUUUGUCACUCGUGGCGUUUUGUUUGGGUUUUUUAUUUUUACAGGCACUAUCGCAAUAUAUUUUAAACAAACUAAAGUUGCAAAACAGGACUCUUGGAAAAUGCUGGGUUUUGUUGAGGCUUUCCCGUGCGAAUAAAGAUAUAUUUAUAUUUCAAGGGCUGAA
This is a messenger RNA of Lethenteron reissneri (Far Eastern brook lamprey), 5209 nucleotides long. It is a transcript of the gene TBC1D32, whose product is annotated as TBC1 domain family member 32. Gene Ontology annotation, biological process: non-motile cilium assembly. NCBI's taxonomy places the organism in Eukaryota, Metazoa, Chordata, Hyperoartia, Petromyzontiformes, Petromyzontidae. The record is from RefSeq and is a predicted model, not a curated record.